Sesamum indicum (sesame) is the source of this 1397-nucleotide messenger RNA. RefSeq names its product protein SLOW GREEN 1, chloroplastic. The record is from RefSeq and is a predicted model, not a curated record. Gene Ontology annotation, molecular function: protein binding. Lineage: Eukaryota; Viridiplantae; Streptophyta; Magnoliopsida; Lamiales; Pedaliaceae.
CGCAGAGCUCACUCCUCUCCUUCCUCCUCGACGUUCAUUUUUCAGCAGAGCUUCAAAUUCCCGAAGCAAAACCCUAAUUCGAAGCUAAAAACCCUACCAAAAAAUGAACUCCACUCUCUCAAUGAACUCAUUAUUUAUCACUCCUCUCAGUCCGCCACCCGUUUCCCACCUCAGCACUUCCAUAACUCACAUUCUCCCAGUAACCCACCGUCGUUUCUCACACAACACCCUCAGGAAAAACUUUACCAUUGAAGCUGCCGCUGGUUCUAGCAAUCCCACUCCAUCUCCCCAGCUUUCCCCUCUGAAAGCCGCCGCCUGCGCUGUCAUUUUCACUGCGGCAGCAUUUGGGAAGUUCCCUCCUUUGCAUGCUAGAGCGGAGAUUUCAUCGCCGCCGGAAACCCUAAUAGAAGAAUUAUAUAACGAAGACACCCAACAAGAAGAAGAAACGUCUCAGCAUUCACCCCUGACCCAAUUUUCGGAAUCCAGUUCCGAGUCCGUUGACGCAUUGAAAAACCUCCUCCAGGAAAAACUUGAGGCGGGUGAGGACGAAGAAAGCUUAUCCAUAUUAAGAAAAUUAUCCUCCGUUCAACCCGACAAUUUGGAAUGGAAGUUUUUUAUCGCUAGGCUUUUGAAUGAAAUGGGGAAAAUUCAAGAGGCGCGGGAUGCAUUUGAGGACUUUUUGGCGAAAAACCCAUUAUCUUUUGAGGCCUUAUUUGAGAAUGCCUUGUUGAUGGAUAGGUCGGGAGAGCGGGAGGCUGUGAUGAGGCGGUUGGAGGAGGCACUUAGAGUUGCUGAAAGUGAGGAGAAGGUAAAAGAGGCAAGAGAUGUGAAGUUGAUAAUGGCGCAAAUGCAGUUCCUUCACAAGAAUGUCGAUGAGGCUUUGAGGAGUUAUGAUGAGCUCGUGAAAGAGGAUCCGUCUGAUUUUCGUCCCUAUUUUUGUAAAGGGAUGAUCUACAGUUUGAUGGAUAAAAAUGUGGAGGCCAGGGAGCAGUUUGCCAAGUACAGGGAACUUUCGCCUAAGAAGUUUGAAGUUGAAGGGUAUUUAAGGACGCCAUUGUCAAGAAUGAAGCUUUUUGGGACGGAUUAAGAGAAUUGAGAUUGGUUUUUCUUUGGACUUUAUUGAGUUCUGCGUUGAAGUAUCUGAUUAAAUGGGGUCGAUUUAUUUUUUCAGAGCUCAAGCGGCUGAGGAUAAAAUUUGAUUUGGCGGACUUUCUUAUUGAUCAGCUUAGAAAAAGAUGGGGAGUUUUCCCCUUGCUCUACACAAACGCUAUUUAACAUCAUAGAUAAAGAAUAAGGUAACUCCCAGUUAAGGUUGAGAGUGUGACAUACAUGUCCCUGUUCUACGGCAGGCUUAGCAAAAAUUCUUGAGUUUUAUUGAAUUUGAACAAUCUAUACUC